Messenger RNA from Haliotis rufescens (red abalone), 801 nucleotides. RefSeq lists its product as uncharacterized. The transcript has a single exon. Bases 1 to 801 code for a protein of 266 amino acids. NCBI's taxonomy places the organism in Eukaryota, Metazoa, Mollusca, Gastropoda, Lepetellida, Haliotidae. The record is from RefSeq and is a predicted model, not a curated record.
AUGAGAAUCAAUUUUCUCAAAUUAAACAGUGACAAAACUGAACUUGUCAUCAUCACCUCGAAGGCAUCAAAACACAGGUUGACAAUACCAGAGUUCAACAUCGACGGAAUUGUUAUUGAGCCAAGCAACCAAGCAAGAAACCUUGGGGUUAUCUUUGAUUCAAACCUGACCUACAAGGCACACAUCAACAAAGUCUGCAAAAAAGCAUUUCUUAACAUCAGGAACAUCAGUCAAGUGCGACGCUAUCUUAACACUAAGACAGCCACUACUAUUGUACAAGCGUGCAUGCUAUCACACCUUGACUACUGCAAUGCCCUCCUGGUAGGAUUACCAAAACACCUGAUCCAAAAGCUUCAGCGGGUACAAAACCCUGCUGCCAUACUGAUCACAAGAGCCAAAUGCUGUGAGCACAUCACACCGAUUCUCAAAGGUCUACACUGGCUUAAAGUAGAACAGAGAAUACGGUUCAAGGUUCUCGUUCUUGUGUUCAAGGCACAGCAUGGUCUUGCGCCAAGCUACCUGGAGGAUCUCAUCAUACAAUACCAGCCAACAAGAACCCUACGAUCUUGUGAUCAAUCGUUGCUUGAAGUGCCACCAUCAAGAACAAUCUCCUACGGGGAUCGCUGCUUUGCAAGGGCUGGUCCUCUUCUUUGGAACGCCUUGCCCAAAGAACUCAGAAUGCUCAGUGAACUUAACAGUUUCAAAAAACAUCUGAAGACACACUUGUUCAGCAAAAUAUAUACGGCCAUACCAACUGUGCGAGCUUCAAGAGCGCUUUUGAGCAGUCAGUCUGGAAACUAG